ACACACCCGCCCUCGUGCGCGACUUCGACUUCAUGACGACUAACCUGGCCGACAAGACAGCGCAGGUUGUGGACGCCCGGCCGCCUGGCAGGUUCAACGGGACAGAACCAGAACCAAGGGCAGACUGCGAACCUGGUCACAUCCCGAACAGUCUGAACAUGCCGUUCGGUAAGAUCCUGGACCCGGAGAGUAAAACCGUCAAACCUCCGGAGAAACUUCGGGAAGUGUUCGCGGCUGCAGGUGCAGACCUAUCUGGCCCGAUGGUAGCGACCUGUGGUUCAGGCAUGACGGCCUGCGGACUGGUGCUGGCCGCCUAUCUGUGCGGGAAGGAAGACGUGCCGGUGUUCGAUGGGGCAUGGGUCGAGUGGUUCAAACGUGCCAAGCCGGAGAACAUCAUUUCUGAGGCUAAAAAAGAGUAGCGGGGUCUCAAGAUUCAACAGUCAGUCCCUCAUGGGAUGGGGUUGUAAGUGAGCCUCGUCAUUGUGUUGCCAAACAAGAGUUGCAGUAUCGUAAAGUAUAUUUUUCCUUGUAGCUGGCACACUGCGGUUAUCAUAACCAGGAAUGUAGAAAUGCACUAUCACUUGCUUCAACAGGGUCAAUUUUAUUGGAACAGACUAGAAAUAGGACAAGAAGAAAACAGACCUUUGUGCCUUUUUAUAAAGAUGGACUGGGGUGACAUAUCGAUUGAGCUUUGAAAUAUUUUUGACAGUUGAUCGUCCAAAUUUAACCGCAAUAAUUAAAUGGUGCGGUUGCCGGAAAGAUGGAUGCGGCGAGCCAGUGAAGAUCCUGAUCACUACUAUCUCUGCGACCCAAUCUCUGCUUUGAGAAUAGCAAGAUUGGUUAAAUUCUUAAUUUUCAAGUUGUAUGACAAAAGAAACCUGUCUGGUGUACCAUAACUACAUGGACCAGCCCUCAAGUACUAGUACCUCACGUGACUCAAGUUAAUGGUUGUAUUCUAUCUGUCAAAAGAAGAGGAUAAGUUGGAACAAAUUAUCUAAAAUCCACAGCGUGUAGAACGCGCACUUGACAAAGUUGCAAAGAUGUAAAUUUGCUUUCAAAGCGAGUCAAAAUGCAAUCUGAUGUACAUGAUCAUUUGAGUUAAACUGAACAGAUAUAUCUAAACAAUUUCAGUCAUUAUUUAGUGACAACACUGUUUUAUGUAUCUAGAACUGUAUACAUACUCACGAUUCCUGUCAAUGCACGUAUUGUAACGACUAGUUUUUAUCACUUUCCGUCACUUGUGAAUGAAUAAAUCAUAUGCAAAACGA
Messenger RNA from Branchiostoma floridae (Florida lancelet), 1268 nucleotides. Its product is annotated as 3-mercaptopyruvate sulfurtransferase-like. Gene Ontology annotation, biological process: transsulfuration. Gene Ontology annotation, molecular function: thiosulfate-cyanide sulfurtransferase activity. The transcript has 3 exons. The record is from RefSeq and is a predicted model, not a curated record. NCBI's taxonomy places the organism in Eukaryota, Metazoa, Chordata, Leptocardii, Amphioxiformes, Branchiostomatidae. Gene Ontology annotation, cellular component: mitochondrion. Bases 33 to 419 code for a protein of 128 amino acids.